AUGAAGCGACUCGUCUCAUCACUUGAUCCCACAAUCUUUUUAUCGAAGGUUCUGUCCAUGCUGGAGUUGGACAUCAUCGUCUGUUCCACGUCGGGCAAGCCUGUCUUUCGCCAUAAAUUGUCCACCUCAACGACAACCUGUUCAUCGGUAGAGGACGAUGCGUCCACCAGUUCGUUUACCAGCUCGCUUCAAGGUCUCUUGUCGUUUGUGGUCUGCACGCAACAAGAAGAACUGCUGGAGCUUCAUACUGCUGGCUGUCGUUGCGUCUUCCGCAGUGUCGACAACCUCACGUUUGCUGCUAUUGAACGGGAUGUCGACAAAGACAAUAGUGUCCACCACAGGAGGACAUCGAGUUACGCGUUGGAAUGUCUGCAGCAUCUGCUGCGCUUGCUGCAGAGCCAGAUCUUGUUGGUGCUGAGCGACCGAGGACUCGACGUACUAAAGAGACAACCAGGAUACGAUCUGCGUGAACUUCUCAAUGGAACGGACAGAGUCACGAGGUCGUUGACAGAGCUCUGGGCAGUGUCACCUACGCUGAGAUUCAAGGACUGUGGGGUGCCUUUCCUUCGACUGAAACCGGAGCGACGACGUGAAGUCACGAGAGCUUUGGAAUAUGAGGCGACCAGCGAGAACCCAACGUCGACAAUGAUAUGCGGCCUAUUGUUGGCAAAGGAGCAGGUGGUGGCUAUUGCACAGCCAAACAAGAAGCAAUUCAACAUGUUGGUUGAUGACCUGAUACUGCUGAUCAAUUUCGUGUAUCACACGCCGUCACUAGUAAAGUCCGAGACGUGGACACCAAUUUGCUUGUCAAGCUUUGAUGCCCGAGGAUUUCUGUACGCGUAUGUGGUCUUCUUGACGAAUGACGUGUGUUUGCUGCUACUGAGCAGCCAGCAAUCUCCAGAGCAAUUCCUUCACUUCCAAGCAAAGAAAGAGUUUGUGGCGCAGCGUCUUCAGGAGAUUGGUGCUAUGGAUGAUAUUGAGGUUUCACUGAAGAACCGUUCCGAGUGGCAACCUCAUAGCGAUCUGCCACUGCUGCAGCAUUUCAUCUACAAAAACGAACUCACAGGUGAGUGCGCUGAACCCGAGUUGACAUUCCCAUUCGACAAUGAGGAUUUUGGCACUCGUUUGGAGCUGAUGAACCAGUACGCUACGGUACACCAUUUGAUGUUCCCGACGCCGGCAGAUCAUCAAGCUCGUGAGAGCCAAGUGUUGGGCAAGCGGUUAUCAUCAUUGCAAGAAGCCACUGCGGCACGUAUGGUGUACGAGCGCAGCAAAAUGGGUCUCUUUGUAGGCAUGUGCAGUGCUGACUAUCGGUUGUUCGUGUGGUUCGACUCACUCGUGACCAUCUGUGACGCUCGUGAACAAAUACAAGUGCUGCUUGAUCGACUUCGCCACGAUGAAAAGCUCAUGUCCAUCGCUCUCUUCCUUUCCAGCAGCGGGUUUCCGUCCACCAGCUUGCUCGGGAUGUGGCCUUGA
Peronospora farinosa is the source of this 1476-nucleotide messenger RNA. Lineage: Eukaryota; Oomycota; Peronosporomycetes; Peronosporales; Peronosporaceae. The record is from the annotation of a GenBank genome assembly.